AUGGAGAUAUUUUACUAUAUGGUGUUUGGGGCGUUGGCGGCGGUGGUGGCGGCGUUGGAGCUGAGCAAAAGCAACAAAGAUCGGAUUAAUACUUCUACAGCUUUCAAUUCGUUCAAGAACAAUUACUUGCUCGUUUACUCUCUGAUGAUGGCCGGUGACUGGCUGCAGGGACCAUAUGUUUACUACCUUUACAGUACUUAUGGUUUUGGGAAAGGUGAGAUUGGACAGCUCUUUAUUGCUGGAUUUGGGUCUUCCAUGUUAUUCGGAACUAUCGUUGGAUCUCUAGCAGAUAAACAGGGACGGAAGAGAGCAUGUGUCACUUACUGCAUCACGUACAUACUGAGCUGCAUCACCAAGCAUUCUCCCCAAUACAGAGUUCUGAUGAUCGGCCGUGUUUUGGGUGGUAUUGCAACAUCCCUCUUAUUUUCUGCUUUUGAGUCGUGGCUUGUGGCAGAGCACUUCAAGAGGGGUUUUGAUCAACAAUGGCUCUCAUUAACUUUCUCCAAGGCAAUCUUUCUUGGCAAUGGUCUUGUUGCUAUUCUAUCUGGGCUCUUUGGGAAUUUUCUUGUUGAUUCCCUGAAUCUUGGGCCUGUAUCUCCUUUUGAUGCUGCUGCCAUACUUCUUUCUAUUGGGAUGGCAGUUAUAUUAUCAUCUUGGACUGAGAACUAUGGAGACCCUUCAGAGAACAAGGAUUUGCUUACUCAGUUCAAAGGUGCAGCAGUGGCUAUUGCUUCAGAUGAGAAGAUAGCAUUGCUUGGUGCAAUACAGUCUUUGUUUGAAGGCUCGAUGUACACUUUCGUGUUCCUCUGGACACCUGCCCUAAGCCCGAACGAUGAGGAUAUUCCCCAUGGUUUUAUCUUUGCAACUUUCAUGUUGGCAUCAAUGUUGGGAAGCUCAAUCGCAGCCCGCUUACUGGCCCGCAAUACAAUUAAAGUGGAGAGCUACAUGCAGAUCGUGUUUGUUAUUUCUUCUGUCUCCCUUUUGCUCCCCAUACUGACUAAUUUCUUGGUGCCAACUUCUCCAAAGGUAAAAGGGGGUGGCAUCUCGUUCUCGGGCAGUCUUCAGCUUCUUGGCUUUUGCACUUUCGAAGCAUGUGUUGGACUCUUUUGGCCUUCGAUUAUGAAGAUGAGAUCCCAAUACAUUCCUGAGGAGGCCCGAAGCACUAUAAUGAACUUCUUCCGCAUCCCACUAAAUAUCUUUGUUUGUGUCGUGUUGUAUAAUGUUAAUGCAUUCCCCAUCACAAUAAUGUUUGGUAUGUGCUCCAUAUUCCUUUUUGUCGCCUCCAUUUUGCAGAGGCGCCUCUCAGCAAUCGGAGAUAAGCCAAAGUCGGACGACAGAAGAAAAAGCAGCAGCUCAAGCAUCUACAGAGCUCUCAGGAUUCAAAAUGCAGCAACCAAGAAGGCAAAAACACCAGCUGAAGAAGACUGGAAGAUCAAACGACAAGUUCUGCUCGAAAAAAGGGUAAGAAGUGUUGACGUAAAGGAAGCGUUUCGACUUCAGAACGAGAAUAAUUUCGUCAUUCUUGAUGUGCGGCCAGAGGCCGAGUUCAAAGAGGCUCAUCCUGAAGGUGCCAUUAAUGUGCAAAUAUAUCGGCUGAUAAAGGAGUGGACCGCUUGGGACAUCGCCAGACGAGCUGCAUUUGCUUUCUUUGGCAUAUUCUCAGGAACAGAAGAGAAUCCUGAAUUUAUCCAAAGUGUGGAGUCUAAAAUAGCUAAGAAUGCGAAGAUUAUAGUCGCGUGUUCGGCUGGAGGAACAACAAAGCCGUCACAGAAUCUUCCGGAAGGACAGCAAUCGAGGUCACUUAUAGCAGCUUACUUGCUUGUUCUCAACGGGUACAGUAAUGUCUACCACUUGGAAGGAGGGAUUUACAAUUGGUUCAAAGAAAGCCUACCAUCAGUAUCUGAAGAGUGA
This is a messenger RNA of Striga hermonthica, 1911 nucleotides long. The record is from the annotation of a GenBank genome assembly. NCBI's taxonomy places the organism in Eukaryota, Viridiplantae, Streptophyta, Magnoliopsida, Lamiales, Orobanchaceae.